UACCAACGAAACAAAUUCUUCCUCGAGAGUUUUAGGUGGCCAUGAAGAUGGACAGCGAUUUCCAUAUGGCCAAGGGAGAAGGAGAGACCAGCUAUGUCAAGAACUCUACCCAUCAGAAGAAAGCUUUGAUUCGGACUAAGCCGGUGCUCGAAAAGGCGGUGAUAGAAGUGUGCAUGGAUUUGCUCCACCCAACAAUGACAGUUGUUGACCUAGGCUGCUCUUUAGGUGAAAACACACUCAUCUUUGUCUCCAACGUGAUCGAAGCAAUAUGCUGCAAUCAUGGCAAGCUUCGUGGCAACCUCGUGGAGCUCCAAGUCUUCCUCAAUGAUCUACCAGGAAACGACUUCAACCGUGUGUUCCAGUCACUUGAGCAGUUCAAGGAGUCAAUUACAGUAACUCAUAAGCUAGAAGCACCGCCACCUUUUUAUAUUGCCGGGCUACCGGGCUCCUUCUACACCAAGCUUUUUCCUCGUCACAGUGUUCAUCUGUUUCACUCAUCAUAUUGCCUUCAUUGGCGCUCUGAGCUCCCGGAUGGAUUUGCGGCCAAGAGAGAAAUGUAUCUAAACAAAGGAAACAUUUAUAUUGCGAGGACUACACCACCAUCUGUAGUUAAAUUAUACCAGGAGCAUUUUGAGAAGGAUAUGUCGUUGUUCCUCAAGCUACGAUAUGAAGAACUGGUGCUCGGCGGACAAAUGGUACUGACAUUUCUUGGGAGAAAAACAGAGGACGUCUACAAUGGAGAUAUGAACCAGCUCUAUGGAUUAAUUGCACAAUCUUUGGAAUAUCUUGUUGAAGAGGGCCUCCUAGAGAGGGGAAAACUCAACUCCUUUAACCUACCCUUUUAUGGUCCAUCACUAACUGAAGUCAAGAUGGUGAUCAAGCAAAGUGGACUAUUCGACAUAAAUCACGUCGAAUUGUUCGAAUCCAACUGGGAUCCUUGCGACAACUCGGAAAGCAAUGAAGUGCACGACCCCCUCCGAAGCGGCAUGAAUGUGUCCAAGAGUUUGAGGGCAGUGAUGGAGCCCCUUUUUACAAGCCAUUUUGGUGAAUCUGUGCUCGACAUACUCUUCGAAAAAUUCGCGUACAAUGUCACGGAACACCUUGCGAGGGAGAAGACAAAAUAUUCCAUCAUUGUUCUGUCCUUGAAAAGAAAAUAAUGGAGGUCUACAUUGAUUGUGUAUCUUGACUUGUUUUAUCUCUCUAUGAACGUAAUCAUCUACCGGGUCUUGUUUAGUUGUUGACUCUAUCCCAGAAAUGGGUUUUUUCA
Messenger RNA from Aegilops tauschii subsp. strangulata, 1267 nucleotides. RefSeq names its product anthranilate O-methyltransferase 2-like. Gene Ontology annotation, molecular function: methyltransferase activity. The record is from RefSeq and is a predicted model, not a curated record. Lineage: Eukaryota; Viridiplantae; Streptophyta; Magnoliopsida; Poales; Poaceae.